AUGGGCAAGAUUAAUGAGGCCGGCUACUGCCAACUGCUUACAGGGACUCGAAGGCUUUCAAUACUAACCAGAUACUCCUCUGUCUUUCUGCUCAGGUGCAAGUUUUUCAGUCUGACAGAGACCCCUGAGGACUACACCAUCAUCGUAGAUGAGGAGGGUUUCCUUGAACUGCCCUCCUCCGAGCAUCUGAGCGUGGCUGAUGCCACCUGGCUGGCUCUGAACGUGGUGUCUGGUGGCGGCAGCUUCUCCAGCUCCCAGCCCAUCGGUGUGACAAAGAUCGCCAAGUCUGUCAUUGCCCCACUGGCUGACCAGAACAUCUCCGUGUUUAUGUUGUCCACUUAUCAGACUGACUUCAUCCUGGUGCGUGAGCGUGACCUGCCCUUUGUCACUCACACCUUGUCCUCGGAGUUCACCAUACUUCGGGUCGUCAAUGGAGAGACGGUAGCGGCUGAGAAUCUCAGUGUCACCAAUGGCUUUGUGAAGCCCAAGAUGGUCAAGAGGCCAGUCAUCCACCCAUUAUCCAGCCCCAGCAACAGGUUCUGUGUCACCAGCCUGGACCCUGACACACUGCCUGCCGUCACCACACUCCUCAUGGAUGUGAUGUUCUACUCCAAUGGAGUGAAGGACCCCAUGGCUGCCAGUGACGACUGUGGCCACAUCCGCUUCUUCUCCUUCUCACUCAUUGAGGGCUACAUCUCACUGGUGAUGGAUGUACAAACCCAGCAGAGGUUCCCGAGUCAUUUGCUAUUCACGAGUGCAUCUGGAGAGCUCUGGAAGAUGGUGCGGAUAGGAGGACAACCCCUGGGAUUCGUGGAAUUGUAGCCCAGAUCUCUGAGCCUUUGGCAGCUGCAGACAUCCCAGCAUAUUACAUCAGUACUUUCAAAUUCGACCAUGCAUUGGUUCCAGAAGAGAAUAUCAGCGGGGUUAUCCACGCCCUGAAGGUCAGUCAAGGAGGGAAACAUUAGAAAAAGCUCAUCUCUGGGCUCCUCCCUGCCACAGCCCACCUGGGCCUUUCCCCCCACGAAGGUUAUUCUUGCAGUAUUUCCCUAUGGACUGAAAGAAGGUUCCCGGAACCCUAAGGAAGGGGCCUCUGGGACACUCCCCUGAUUCCUGACUCCUCCAGGCCUGUACCCAAGCCAAGGCCACCCCCACAUCCACCUCCAGCCUUCCAGAACCCCCAGCCUUUUCAAUAAUGACUCAGUUUCUCCCCAGUGGGGAUGUGCCCAUCUUCCUCCCCCAAGUUCCACCCCAGAAAGUAGUCUCUGAGGCCCAGGGGGCUUGGGAACAGCCCCAGGCCUCACAUACAGCCCACAGCAAACACCAAAGGAAGCUGGCACCUCCCACAAGACAUUGGGAUUGGGGUCCCGAUGUACCUAGGGACAUCUUCAGGUGGUGGAGCAAGAUUGGGUGUGCAAAGCUGGGGAAGCCCCCAUGAGAAACCCCCCAGGAUGAAUGGUAUGGUUGCUGCUCCAGUUUCAGAGGCUCAGGGGCUGGUUCCCUCAGGAUGGAGGCCAGCAGGCCACCCUCAGAUCAUAAUGGCCAGUGAGCCUCAGACAGUAGCUGUGGGCCUCCUACCAAGUUGGGGGAGGGGACCAAGACCCCAGAACCCACCUGCUGACCACACAGGGCCUGUGUCAGUUCCCACUAUGACUGCCAAGAGGGGUCCUGGGCCAACCUCCCACCAAGAGCACUUGUCCCUGGAGGAGGAAGGAAUCCCAGGAUGCCUCCUUUCCCACCAGCCUAGAGCACCAGCUUCUAUCUGUCCUCUGUUUGUUCUCCCUGGGCCCAACAUGGGCACAGUCUCCUCCCAGCAAUGGAUAUCCCCACCAGCCCAGGCCUGGAGUGCCUUGGGCCAUGUCCACCUCCCCAGAUGUCACUUAGACCAGCCUAGAGUUUCCCUCAUCAUCCUCUCUACCCCACUUAUAGAGGACAAAGAGCCCUCAGCCCCCAGCUCAUAUACCUGCCCAAAAUACACCCAGCAGUCCAUAGCCAUGAUGACAACCGGGAGGUGGCUACGAUGAGAAAAAAAAGUCACCCUUGCAGUUUUUUAUUUAAUUGUUUGCAUACAGGUGACUGGGGAAUGAGUAGCUUUGUUUGGAGGAGAUGGGGCCUGUUAGAGUCUUAUUUGGGUGCCCAGGGUUCAGUGGCACUUAGCAGUACAGCGUUUCUCCAGAGACAUACAUGAAUGCAAAGAUGUAUCCUAAGAAUCUUAGCCUUGUCUUCUGAGGAGGGUUAUUAGGAACAAAGCUCUGGCAUAAGACACCAGGACCCCCACAGUACCCCCAAUGGGGUCCCCCAGCAUAUCAGAGGUGGUAAUGGCACCUGAGAAUGGUACCAUGAGCUUGGACUAUGGGGUCCAGCAGACUUAGGCUCUUGGGGUGUUUUCUCAAGCCUGUCAAGGCUGUCUCCAACAAGGUCAGAGGAGAGAAUGUUUAUUUACCCCUGUAUGGGUCUCAGUACAAACUGCAUUCCUCCCUUCUCCAGACCACAGAAGCAAACCCAGAUGGAGGAUCUAUCUAUCUAUUCUAGAACCCUUUAGAAGCUCACAACCCAGCAUGCUAAUCAAAAUUACCUCUGGUGGGGUUUGGUUUCUUUAAUUCCUUUUGCACAAAACAACCAAAUCUUAUCAAUUGUUUUCUGGUCCUAGAAGGGAAAUGGCCAAGUAGGCAGGGCCAUAGUGAGGCCCCUGAGUCCCCUUCUUCUCACCCUGGAAGGCCUUGAUUGUCCAGGACACACCUCUCUGUAACCCCUUCAGUCCUGCCUUCCAGUUCUCCCUUCCCACUGUGUAAGUGUGCUGGCCCCAUGCUCCCUGCCCCAGAGUUGUGUGGCCCCCUAGACUUGCUAGGAUGAAACUGUGUAUUGUACACACCUAUAAAUACGUGUUUAUGUUAAUAGAGAUAUAUUCUGUAAAUAGCAUAUAUACUUUAGCAAUAUAUAUGUUAAUAUAUUCCAUGUGCGCAGGACAUAGGCAAGGGCCCCACCUCAUGUGCGCACACACGGGGACAUUUGAGCCACCGUAUAUUUUUAAUUUGAAUAUGUAGGCAAUACAAUGAUUGGAAAAGCCCUGGGGUUCUUGAGGCCAGCCUGGAGGGGAGACAAAACCACCAGCCCACUGCAUCUGGAACAUGGUUAGAGGGCCAGCGUGGUCUGCUUUAUAGCUACUGCACCCCCAUUCCCACAGCCUAGAUCUUUGAAUGCUCUUAUUUUAUUUGGGGGGACAUUGAUCCAGGAGAGGGAUUGGGAUUUUUUUGGGAGGGGGCAUUUUAACAGUGGCUCCCUCCCUUAGGGUUACUCCAAAAACUGUCUGAUAAACACAUUGUGUUCUAGCUUCCUGCCCAGAGCCCCUUCUCUAUAGAAAGCUGUAGGUCUGGCAUCUUACCUGAUUUAUGGUUGUGUGUGUUACUUGUUUUCUUGAGGCAGGGUCUUUUUAUAUGGCCCUGGCUGUCCUGGAGCUCCCUAUGUAGACCAGGUUGGCCUUGAAACUAUAGAAAUCUGCCUGCCUCUGCCUCUGAGUGCUGGGAUCAAAGGUGUACGCCACCAUGCCUGGCUGAUUUUUUCCCCUUAAUUCCUGCUAGUUUAGGAAUCUCAGGUUCUCUCCCCUGCUUUCUUCCUAGAGCUGACUCCAUAGGACCCAAAACACCACACAUCAGCCCAGCUGUGCGUCGGGAGAGGAGCUGAGGCCUGGGUUCUGCCUGCCAGCCUUCCAAGGACGCCACUCUUUAGCUACUGGGUCCUUACGAGGAAGCUGGCUCUCUGUGUUCUGUGGGUAGCACUGGCAUGGCAUAGUCUCAAAGGCUCUGGGGGUGGGAGCCUCAUAGACCCCAUUGAGGCCCUCUACUUCUCUUGUGUUUCUAGUGCUGUCUCCCUACAUUUUUGCAUCUCCUGGUUUUAUGGAUGUGGUGGUCACUCCAGCCCCUGCUGACCCAGCCUCAGAGGUGACCUAAGUGGCAUGGCAGUCAGCAGUCAUGGUUCUCUAGGGGAAUUUGUAUUUUCCUGCACUGCUGAGGACUAUAAGCAGGGCCUUGUGUGUUAAGGCAAGUACUCCAUGGUAGGAGAAUAGGGCUGUUCAGAAGGUGAAGUACUGGGAAACACAGGUGCCCUGCACAGGGCUACCAAGUCAUGGACUCCAGUGCUUUGUGUCUGCCUGAAAAACUAAUUGGAAAAGCUCACAGUGGAGUAUGGCUCAGUGGAUAGCGUGAUAGUGUGCUCGCCUAGCAUGCAUGAAGCCCUGGGUUGGAUUCCCAGCCCUUGGGAGGUGGAAGCAGACAGAGCACAGCAAGUUAAGGCCAGCCUGGG
This is a messenger RNA of Cricetulus griseus (Chinese hamster), 4296 nucleotides long. The record is from RefSeq and is a predicted model, not a curated record. NCBI's taxonomy places the organism in Eukaryota, Metazoa, Chordata, Mammalia, Rodentia, Cricetidae.